AAUAUAUGAAUUGUUUUCUUAUGUGGCGUGUCCAAUUGUUGGUAAGGAUAACAAAAGUUGUAAACCUACUUUCUUUUCCUGUCUAUCUCCGUUUUCACGUAACCAACUUCUUUGUCUUCUCUUCUUUUUCAAAUCUUGAUAAUGAGAUAACAAAAGAAAAACACUUUGAAGUUUUUGUGCAGAGAAACAAUAAUGGCUAAUGCAAAGGAAACAACGUUUUAUAUAACAAUCUCUGUGGUUGCUUUUGUCAUUGGCAAAAUCGUAAUCGCUCUUCUUCUCUACAAGAGAUGGAAGAGAAAGCACACAGUUCAUGAAAAUGGAUUUCCAGUCAAAGGAGGAGGAAAAAUGGUGAUGUUUAGAUCUCCAUUACUUAACUCUGUUUCCUCCGACAUGUUUAUGAAGAAGACACAUAAGCUAACCAACAAAGACAUUCUCGGUUCUGGAGGAUAUGGAACUGUGUACAGAUUAGUCAUUGAUGAUUCAACUACUUUUGCUGUGAAGAGACUAAACAGAGGAACUUCUGAGAGAGACAGAGGGUUUCAUAGAGAGUUAGAAGCAAUGGCUGAUAUAAAACACAGAAACAUUGUAACUCUUCAUGGCUACUUUACUUCUCCACAUUACAAUCUUCUCAUCUAUGAGCUCAUGCCUAAUGGAAGCUUAGAUUCUUUUCUACACGACAAGACUCAUGUUUCGACGUUUGUAGCUGGAACAUUCGGAUACUUAGCUCCUGAGUAUUUUGAUACGGGUAAAGCGACAAUGAAAGGAGAUGUUUACAGUUUCGGUGUUGUUCUUUUGGAGCUUUUAACCGGAAGAAAACCAACAGAUGAUGAGUUUUUUGAAGAAGGAACAAAGCUUGUUACUUGGGUGAAAGGAGUGGUGAAAGACCAAAGAGAAGAUGUGGUGAUAGAUAACAGGAUAAGAGGAUCAUCGGUUCAAGAGAUGAACGAUGUGUUUGGUAUAGCGAUGAUGUGUCUUGAACCCGAACCAGCCAUUAGACCAACCAUGACCGAGACCAAGACUUGGUGUGUGGCUAAACCUUCUUCAGAUCAAGCAACACUUCUAGAUAACAUAAACUUCGCAUGUUCUCAUGUUGAUUGUCGUGUUCUUUCGAGUGGAUGUCCAUGUUAUUCCCCUAGUAACCUCAUCAACCAUGCUUCUAUCGCCAUGAAUCUUUAUUACCAAGCCAAUGGAAGAAACUAUUGGAACUGCAAUUUCAAGAACUCUGGACUCAUUGUCAUAACUAAUCCGAGUACGAUGAUGAUGGCAUGUGGUUGUGGCCGUCGUCAAUUUCCUUCCUUAGCGAAGACUGUUGUUUGUAAGUUUGGUAGCAGCAAUAGAAGCUAUGGCGGUGGGAAUCUCUUGGGGAGUUGCAAAGCGGUGCCCACGAAAUCAAAGGAGAUCUCUUUGCUCAACGGUAUUGGUCAAGCUCAAACAGUGACUUUUGAUUUGAGGCAAGAGUCUAAACAGCCUAUUUCGUUGCUCAAUCUGUUUGAGCUAGUAGCUGAUGAUCUGCAGACUUUGAAUGACAAUCUUUUAUCGAUUGUUGGUGCGGAAAAUCCGGUUCUGAUAUCUGCGGCUGAGCAAAUUUUCGGAGCUGGUGGUAAAAGAAUGAGACCGGGUUUGGUAUUCCUUGUAUCACAUGCCACGGCGGAAUUAGCAGGCUUAAAGGAACUUACAACAGAACACCGGCGUUUGGCCGAGAUCAUCGAGAUGAUUCACACUGCAAGCUUGAUACACGAUGACGUGUUAGAUGAGAGUGAUAUGCGAAGAGGAAAGGAAACUGUUCACGAGCUUUUCGGCACAAGAGUAGCUGUGUUAGCUGGAGAUUUCAUGUUUGCUCAAGCGUCAUGGUACUUAGCAAAUCUCGAGAAUCUUCAAGUUAUUAAGCUCAUCAGUCAGGUGAUCAAGGACUUUGCAAGCGGAGAGAUAAAGCAGGCGUCCAGCUUAUUUGACUGCGACACUAAGCUCAACGACUACUUACUCAAGAGUUUCUACAAGACAGCCUCUUUAGUGGCCGCAAGCACCAAAGGAGCUGCCAUUUUCAGCAGAGUUGAGACUGAUGUGACAGAGCAAAUGUAUCAGUUCGGGAAGAAUCUCGGCCUCUCCUUCCAGAUAGUCGAUGAUAUUUUGGAUUUUACUCAGUCGACAGAGCAGCUCGGGAAGCCAGCAGGGAGUGAUUUGGCUAAAGGUAACUUAACCGCACCCGUGAUUUUCGCUCUGGAGAAAGAGGCAAGGCUGAGAGAGAUCAUUGAGUCUGAAUUUUGUGAAGCGGGUUCUCUGGAAGAAGCAAUUGAAAUGGUGAGAGAAGGCGGGGGAAUCAGGAGAGCACAAGAAUUGGCUACAGAGAAAGCUAAUGACGCGAUAAAGAAUCUGCAGUGCCUGCCUCGAAGUGCUUUCCGGUCAGCUCUAGAAGAAAUGGUGAUGUAUAAUCUCGAAAGAAUUGAUUAGCUUUUCCAACAGAAGUUAGAAAGGUUGAGAUGAGACAUGCUUAUAGACUUAUAGUACAGUAAAGCACACACAAAAGAGGAUUUGGCUGUAAUACAGAGAUUGUAACCUGGUGAAAAUCCUUAGCAUUUCAAAAGCAAUAACACAUGAUUUCGAUU
This is a messenger RNA of Arabidopsis arenosa, 2603 nucleotides long. The record is from the annotation of a GenBank genome assembly. NCBI's taxonomy places the organism in Eukaryota, Viridiplantae, Streptophyta, Magnoliopsida, Brassicales, Brassicaceae.